AUACCUAAGUCGGAGGCGAGGAAAGUGUAUAUAUAACCUCGUCUCGAGCACCUCAUCUUCGAACAUUCUUACGAUAGGAAUCAUCAGAAUCCAGAUAUCUGAACUAAACCUCGCACUACCAAAACCAAACCCAACAAAAAACUUACAUUCUUUGCACUUUCGUUUCGACGAUUCGAACCAACUUACCAACCCAUCAAAAUGAGGAACACCAUCGCUCUUCCCGCCCUCCAGGUCGCUACCGCGGCUUUCUUCGCCACGGCUGCCCAGGCGGAGACCUACUGCGUGACCUCAGAGUCCAAGGUUGUCGACCCCGACAACUGUCCCCAGGAGGGCAACUCCGGCAACUUCUUCCUUGCCCAGGGCCCCUCUGGUGCUGCCAUCGGUGACCAGCUCCCGCAGGUUUCGGCCCGCAUGGCCGACUCGGGCUACGUCUCCGGCGGAUUCGGCAAGAGAGACGACUGCGACACCACCAAGCAGGACUGUGGUGGUUCUUAAAUUGGCAAUACACCUAGCUACGGAUAUGUGGGAUUAGUCUCCGGAAGGUGUUGAUUGGUCGAGCGUCCGUGGGAGUGGUGGUUGUUGGCCGA
Molecule: messenger RNA, 587 nt
Organism: Hypoxylon trugodes
Lineage: Eukaryota; Fungi; Ascomycota; Sordariomycetes; Xylariales; Hypoxylaceae
Exons: 1
Coding region: 199-495 (98 amino acids)
Source: RefSeq, a predicted model, not a curated record